AUGUGCUACCAUCAAGUCCAACCAACUCCUUAUAAUCCUCCACGGCCAUCGCUCCUUUGUGUUGCAACCACUGAAUUGGUCGUGGCGGCAGACAUCAUCAUCAGCCUGUUGCCUGUGCCAUUUCACCCUUCUGUCGCCGAGCUGUGCAAUGCAUUCACGUAG
Dichomitus squalens LYAD-421 SS1 is the source of this 162-nucleotide messenger RNA. RefSeq lists its product as uncharacterized. Bases 1 to 162 code for a protein of 53 amino acids. The transcript has 4 exons. Lineage: Eukaryota; Fungi; Basidiomycota; Agaricomycetes; Polyporales; Polyporaceae. The record is from RefSeq and is a predicted model, not a curated record.